Molecule: messenger RNA, 3031 nt
Organism: Bombus impatiens (common eastern bumble bee)
Lineage: Eukaryota; Metazoa; Arthropoda; Insecta; Hymenoptera; Apidae
Exons: 5
Coding region: 1-795 (264 amino acids)
Cellular component (GO): extracellular matrix
Source: RefSeq, a predicted model, not a curated record
AUGCCAGGCUUCGCGCUGACGAAAAGGAAGCCGUUCAGUGGCGUCUUCGAAAAUAUUACCGAAGUCGAAGCGUUAUUAGAACGAAAUUGCUACUCACAAGAAGAAUGUGCAUUGCCAUGGUAUAAAAGGCUAGAAAAUACGUUGGAAAGUUGCAGUUCUCACUUGACCGCUUUAUAUACCAUGAGAUACGAGGGAGACACGAGGAUCAAGGUCAGUAUCGCCUUGACCAUCACGUUGGCGCUCGGCCAUCGAUCACGAGCCGGCGUGAUAUCCCUGGAAGCGGAGGCUUUACACGGACAACAGGAUCCAGUGCAGCACAGUUCACUGGCCAACUCGUACCUGCAGUUUCACGGGCCCGUCGAGGGGCCAGUGUUUGAGGUGAAAGUACCGUACGCGGAGAAUCACGAGGACAGCUCGAACAAUUUACACGGACACGAGCAACAGGAACACGGUUACGAGUUUGACUAUGUCGCGCAUCCGAAGUACGAGUUCUCGUACGGCGUCGAGGAUCAUCAGACUGGCGAUUUCCAUGCUCAGAAAGAAACGCGAGAUGGAAGCAGCGUGUCCGGCCAGUACAGCGUGAAGGAACCAGGUGGUAGCAUUCGAGUGGUCAGCUACCGCGCCGACAAGGAUGGAUUUCAUGCCGUGGUGCACACUUCCGGCAAGAACGACCACUCGGCUGAUAUCUACGUCGGUCAAGGCCAGCUUCCAGUUCACGAUCACCAAACUGCGGCGCAACAGGAACAAGACAUCCAAGAUUACGUCGCCUCGUACACCACCAACGAAGGAUAUUGAUCGUUUCGUGAUCGAUCGGUCGUUUAUCGUUUUGUACCUGUUUGUUACGCUUCGAUGUUUCAUGUUUUCACUGUACCAAAGGCUUUCAUCGUUGCUUAUCAUCCUGAAGAUUGCUGUGGAGAACGUUUAUGUUGUAAAUAUAGCACAUUCCUUUUAAUAAAACACCAUCGUAUCAGAGUGGGACGUUCUGAAACCAAUUCUCUUCGCGUUUAAUCCGCGCGCCACGGUAUGCUCCAUCAGGCAUCAUUUAUCCUGACAUAAAAUACAAGAUGUCAAAUGGAUAAAGCGUUAUGUAAUUAUUUGCGAUCGAAAGGAAGGAUAGUCGUCACGAAAGGAGGUCGAUCGUCGAUGAAGCGCAACUCGGCUACACCCGUGCACAGUCAUACGCGGCACGUCGUUAAGGCGCGUCUCGUCUGAUCAAUUUGAUACCAACGGAACGUCGUUAUCGCGAGUGGAUAAAGACAAAAGGAGAAAAGGAGCGAAAUAGGGCGAGGGUGGUAGAACGGCCUGAGCGAAUAACAGCAGAGAAGAUAAAAGGAAGGCUCGUCCGCGCGCUAACAAUGCCUCGAAUGCAUGCCGAUAGAGGCAGAGGAGAGUGGAAACAAAAAGAACAGCGAACAGGCCGGCGAGUAGAUAAGAGCUGGUAAGAGGCCGGUGCCGCGCUAUGUCACCUUCUCUUGCGACUAUGUUACAUCGUUAAAUCGCUAACGAUCGAAUUAACUCCUAACUUUUGCGACCAGUGAAAUAUUUGGCACAGACGUCGAGUCGAGUCGAAGACGCGAAAGAAUGAAAUCUUCGCGCGUAAUCGCCCGGAUGACGUUAGAGUUGCGUUAACAACCGCACAAGCAGUCAUAUGGAUUGCGGGAUAAGUUGAAUGAUUCGGUAACGUGGUUGUUUCUUGCGGAACUAGGCAGCUACUAAUUACCCACGGUAUCGUCGUAGCGUGAUCAUCCGAUGGGUCGCUGCCGGUGAUCGAACAUCGUCACACGAUUUCGCUACGAUGGCGCGCAAAAUACCAACUUCCUUUAACGUUGCAUCGUGUUAACAAAUUGCGGGAGUAGGGAGGGAGAAGGAGAAACGCUUGCGUGUCGCUCCUUCGCAGCACCGAUGCGGUUAAUGAAGUGUCAAUGUACUACGGAGCUCUCUCUUGCUCAACGGCAAACGUUAUCUCCGGACCGAAAACUACGACGUCGUUCGCUCGCUCUGUUAGAGUCUGAUUAUCGCCUUAGAUUUGAGCAAACUUUGAUCGGACAUCAGGACAAUACAUCGUAAUUUUAACAAGACCCAGAUCCCAAUGAUUAGUUGGAAAUAGUGGUUCCUGAUCGACGGCAGCUUGGAUCUGCUUUGAUGAAGUCGCUCGAUCUAGGAGUUUGGACAAAUUUUGAUUCAUACCGCGUUAUCUACAUCCGAUUGCUACAUUGUAAAUUACUAUUUUUAGCCGACAAAUCAAUUUGAUGCGAUAAAGCAAGAAAGAAAAGGGUUGGAACUAGAGUAAAUUUGCUAACUUUCCGCUAUGAAGCUAGUGUAAAUUUGCUAACUUUCCGUUAAAAUCAACGAAACGGAUCGACGCAAAUCUCUAUAAUUUUUGAAAAGUGAAUAUAUGUAUUUACAUAGUAUUCCCAUACCGUGUAUGUAAGUAGAUAGUUCCUAAUUUCCUCUCCGACGGUAUCCGGUUAUCGACGAUAAUCGUUAUCGUGGAAUACAUCUGCCGACUAAGUUCUGGUAGAUUCCAAUUGAAACAUCGGGUAACAUUCGUACGAUUCGAUAUAUAUAUACAUAUAUAUCUGGACAAUUUUUCAAACCGACACACGUGGAGUCGUUCUGUUGCAGGGUUCAUUAUUCCGUGUCAUUGUUCCGAAUAAAAUUCGUGGCCGGUCGAAUCGAUAAUCGUGCACACCAGUCGCGUGAAGCGCUUUCAUGUUUGCAGAACCUCGAUUAACGUAAGGCUCGUUUUUUUUUCAUGUGGUUCGCUAGCAAACUAACGAAAACAAUGUGCGAUCUGUUGAGUAUCUUGAAUUUACAUUCGCGAACGAGAUUACGCAGGGCGACAAUGGCGAAUUCGCGGUGAUUUUCGGCGAUAACGGUGCCAAUAUUCCAACGUAAAUAUUCGCCAUGGCAAAACAUGGUCGUCUCAUGUUUCCGUAAUAAAUUUGACGACGCGCCACAGUGUGUUUAAUCGCAGAGGAGGAAUGUGGGUCAGCAGGAAGGCGAUGCGACUGCCUGAAAAAUCGUAUAA